Chlamydomonas reinhardtii is the source of this 5695-nucleotide messenger RNA. RefSeq lists its product as uncharacterized. The record is from RefSeq and is a predicted model, not a curated record. The transcript is spliced from 3 exons. Lineage: Eukaryota; Viridiplantae; Chlorophyta; Chlorophyceae; Chlamydomonadales; Chlamydomonadaceae. The coding region runs from base 241 to 3894 and encodes 1217 amino acids.
GGAGUUGCGCUGCGGUGCAAUCUGCCGAUCUCCCGUCAAGGGCGGGAAGCUCCAACGAGCCAAGACGAUGGGUCCUUACGUACUGUUGAGGAGUCUGCACUGUACCUAUUAAACGCUGCCCUCCUUCACUGUAAAUGAAGUGACACAAACAGCCAUAAAAUGCCUCCGCGACAAGCUCAACGGCAAGAAGCAAGUCGGCUGCCGCAAGACUUUAUUAAUGCCAUUAGGGACGUCCCAGAGAUGAUAGCUCGCGUUCUUGGCUCUCCCUUUCCCGGAAUUGGUCGAGCUGCGGAGCGCCUGAUGGCGCGCCUGGAGGUCAUACUUGUCGAAAUACAAUUCAAAAAUGACUCUGAAAAUGUCAUUAGCGCAGCCCCGCUGCUCGACGUGCUGGCCAGCCACAAGGACACGUUCCUCGUCAGCCUUCUGAAGCUGCUCGCGAACGCCACUCGGGCGGUGCCGCUGGACGCGGUGCACUUUUAUCCGUUUGUUAGUCGAUGCGUGGAAAUCCUGGCGGUGUACUGGGCCCACGCUACUAGCCCGGCGCUGGCAGCAGCGUCUCCCGCCGCUCGCGACGCGCUGCUUCGCACCCUGCUCGCUGUAGUACGCAUGGGCACCUUCCAGGCCCUGGCGCGGCAGGCGGCGGACGCCACGGCAGCCUUGCAGAGUCAAGCGAGCGGCAGUAGCAGCAGCGGCUCCCGACCAGCGGGCGGCAGUAGCAGCAGCAGCAGCAGCAGCGGCAGCGCCCAGCCAGGCGGCAGCAGCAGCGGUGGCGACUGCAGUGCGGGCCGCAAGCUGCGCGGUGCCAUCCUGUGCGGCUUGUUGGGCACCACUGUCGUGAACCGAUGCGUCGCCGCGCUGAUCGCAGUCCAGAAUGUGGCGGAGGAGGAGGGGCUGCCGACAGCGGCGACCGGGCGUGCGCAGGACGGCGGCGGCGGCAGCAGCGGCAGCAGCGGCAGCAAUGACCAGCCAGCCGAGCUGGGCCUGGUUAGUUUUUACCGGCUGUACGCGCCGGAGCUGCUGGCCGCGCUGGUCGACAGCUGUGUGAUGGAGCAGCAGGCGCGGCUGCUACUGGCGCUGCGGCCGCCGACGCCGCUGUCGGAAACUGAUUCCGCCGCAAGAGCGUUUGCACGGGAAAAGUGGCUGGGUGCGGUCACUAGCCUCUACGCGCUGCCUGGCGAUUUCGUGCAGCCGCGCGUCACACAGCUGCUGCUGCCGCCGGACGCCGACGCCGACGUUGCCGACCGCCUUCACCACCACGCCACCGUCCUCAUGACCGGCCCCUGCCUGCAGUGCUGCGCCCUGGCGCUGGGCCUGUCGGCGUUGUGCGCGGCCGAUGGCGGCCGCAGCUACGGCGCGCCGGCGGAGCUGCUCGCCGGGACGGUACCGCGCUGCGAGGCGGGCGCAAGCGGCAGCGGCAGCGGUGGCAGGUACGGCGGCAGCAGCCUCCCUGACGGCUCCGCCGCGACAGCCGCGACCGCAGCAGCUGCAGCAGCAGGCACGGAAGCGCCUUGGCAGCUUGAUGCAGCUAUCGGUAUUCAGACGAUGAUGGAGGCGGUCCGGAUGCCGCUUGUGGCACAAGCGAUCGAGGCUCGGCGUGCAGCGCAGUCUGAGCAGCAACAGCAGCAGCAGCAGCAACAGCAGCAGCAGCAACAGCAACAGCAACAGCAACAGCAACAGCAACAGCAGCAGCAACAGCAGCAGCAGGAGGAUGCGCAGGGCAGGCAGACUGAGGCCGCCGCCGCCGCGGACAGGUUGCAGCUGCAAGGAGCUGCGCUGCCGCCGCACAUUGCCCUGGACAUCGGCCUGCGCGUGGGUGACCUGUCGGCGGCGUCCGCGGCAUACCACGCGGCUCGGCACCAGGCAGGGCAAGCGCCGGACGCAGCGGCGGCUGCGGCGCUUGCGGCGGCGUGGGCAUCCCUGUACAGCGCCAGCGGCAGCACGGGGCCGCGCCCGUCGCGGAGCGGCGUAUUGCCGGCGCCGGCGCACGUGGGCACGGGCUGGCAGGCACUGUUGCUUACGAUGUCAUGCUUGCCAGACGACAACAGGCCCUUCGGCGCCUCAGGCAGUUUUGGCGUGGUCUUGGACGCGCGGAUCGCCGCUGCCGCUGCCGGCCGCUGGUGGCGGCAGCUGUCGCUGCUGCUGCGUUACGGGCUAGGCUGCGCGAAGCGCUGCGUGGAUCUGGAUCUAACGCGGCUGCUGACGCGCCGCCUGGAGCAGCUGCACGUGUCGCUGCAGAGCGCGGCCGCCUGGCCGACGGCCGCCGAGCUGCGGCCGGCCGGGGGGGCGCAUGCGGCGGCGCGGGGUCCGCUGCUGGGGGCCAGCGGCGGUGUGGAGGCCGCGACUGCAGGCAGCGGCGGAACAACAGCAGCACGACCGAUGCCUACGCCGCCACCCCAGCAAGCGCAGGACCCGGAGCCGCCGGAGGCUGGGCUGCCGCCGCUCUGUGGCGGCUUGCGGGCGGAGCUGUCCGUGGGAGGGUUGCUGCCUGACCUGCUUGAGAGCGUGUUCCGCCGGAGCGCGCAGUGCGACACGCAAGGUGCGCACAGCCGCCUUGUGUGCGAGCUGGGACGCGUCCUGCACGGACGCGUGCUGGUGCUUCAAUGGCUGUUGGCGACCGCUCCGGCGCGAGAGGCGGCGUCGCUGGUUGUGACGCUGGGCAAGCUCCUGCGCCGCACGACCGUGGGCGCCCUCACGGGGAACAGCUGCGCACCUGCAGUCAAGGCGCUGUGCCAAGAGGCGUUGGAGUGCUGGCGCUGCGCGGCGGAAUUCUUUGGGCAGCAGGCCGAGUGUCCGCCACCGGCCGCAGAGUCGCUCCUGCAGGGGCCGGCAGGGCCGGAGGCCGCAGAGACCCAUGCGGAGUCAGACCUUAGCGCGGUGCUGCAACGGGCGUACGCUUCGGAGCGCAUGCUCGCAGUCGCGGCGCUGAUGGUGCGGGAGUGGCUGCCCAGUCUGGCCACGCUGACCCGCGCCAGAACCCGGGCGUUCACGAGUCGUCUGGGCGCCGUCGGGCCUGAUGCCAUGGCCAUGGUGGUCGCCGGCGAGCGGUGCUGCCUGGAGUGGAUGACGAUACUGAUUGAGCACGCCGUCAGGGGCGGCGGCUGGGGUGGCUGCGGGGGUGCCGCAAGCGCUUCGGGCGCCGCCGGCGGUGCUGCGUGCAGCGGCGGAGGCAGCGGCAACCUACCGGCUGGCAACGCGGAUGAGGAGGGGUGGGAGCCCGAGUUGCGCCGUUUCGUGCUGCGCGACCUGUGCGCGGCGCAGCAGCUGCAGUCGGGGCUGCGUGCGCACGGCACGUUAUGCCUAGUGGACGCCGAGUCACCGGCCCACACAGGGCUGGCGCGGGCGGUUGCGAACGCGUGCGUGGCCUACGCUGCGCUUGCGCCGCAGGAGUGGCAGGCGUGGGCAGCGGAGGACGGCGAGCCGUGGGCGGCCUGCCUGGCUGAGGUGCGCGAUGACGUCCGUGCCUGCUCUCCCGGGCCGCCAGGACCUGACUUGCAGUACCUCGGGCCCUUCUGCUCGCUUGUGGAUUGGGCUCGGGGCACGCGCAACGGCGACGCGCCGGAGAAGCGCAGGCAGGCCGCGGCCUGGGGCGGCCUGGUGGCUGAGAUGCGGGCGGCGGCGGGGCACGGGCGGGCGGCAUGGGCGAGUGCGCGGCCGGGCGGGCACAUAGUGCUGCUGCCGCUGAGCGAGGCCGGCAGGGCGCUGCAGCUGCCGCGGCGGUGCUCCAAUCCUGCUUGUGUGGUGCUGGAGGGCGACUGCGAGGCGGAGCGGCCGCUCAAGGCGUGUGGCGGCUGCGGUGGCGCGGCGGUGUAUUGCUGCCGGGCGUGCCAGGUGGCGCACUGGCGGGCGGGGCACAAGGAGGCGUGCGGCCAGGCGCCGAAGGGCAUUGUCGAUUAGCUGGGGCAGCAUGCUGGGAAGCUUGACAGCAACAAGGAACGGUGCGGUUGUGGUGAGAGCAUAGCAAUGCGCGACGGACAAUGUUUGGCUUUGUGUUGGCCCGAAUGCGUGUCGGGGACUCGGGGGUACUAGAACCAAACCCAGAUUCAAGGUGGGCUGCACCGCCAUUGGCUGCACGUUCACCGUAGCUGCCUGGGCGGGCUUGGGCAGGGUAGGCACAGCAAGAGGGGCGGCAGUCCGUGCUCGGGGGCCUCGGGGGCAUGCUGAGGAUCGCAUUCUUAACGCACUGGAGGGGCCGGCGUACUCCCAGCUAUCCAUGGCGUUAUUGUACGGAGGUGGAUGUCGGGCGGCUUACGGAACUGUAGUGCCUUAAUGCGCUGUGGGCUGAGUGGCCUUAGUGCGCUGUGGCUGCCUGUGUGGGUGCAGGCGUGUGGCGUGAAGAUUGGCUUGAUGGUUGCAAGGAGUUGCAGUUGCUGGGGCAUUGCUGCAUCGGCACAACAGGCGUCAAUGUUGCCGGUUGUGCACUUGUGCCAUGCGAGCGCUGCCGGAGGCGCGGCAAACUUGGGGGCAAGGCUGUAGAGGAGCAGCCAGAGGUAAGCUACCAUAUGAGCAUGAGUGGCUCUGAGGCUCUGACUCUAAGCCAGGCUGAAUGGCUGUUAGAAGCAAUGGAUGGGUGGACAGGUUGCGACGAGGCCGAGAGUCAGGGCUGAAGUGGGUGGCCAAGGUUAGCGGCCCCAAACUUACACGGAGGAGGGUUGGGAGAUGGCCGUCCAACGGCCAGUUCCAGACGUUGAGUUGCCGGCGCAGCGGCGCCCCAAUGCCCAAUCGGGUUCCAGGCUUACAGCCUUACAGGUCACAGUGCUCGGGUGGUACUGAGCCACUACUGACUACUAGUACGUGUUAUAAACUGGCCAGUUUACAACAGUAAGCUAUGGCAGCGCGCCUCUUGCAUGUGCACCCGCUGCCCAUCCGUGCAUAUCGCCGCCCCCCCCCCCGCCCCGUACCCAGCGCUCAGGCGCUGAGGCGCCGCAAUAUAAAUGGAACUGAAACUUUCGCAGUUAGUGCUGGAAAUGCCUGGGUGAUGGGCUGAUGGCAGGAUGAUGUUUCGCCACUGGCUGGCUGAGUGUGGCGGCGGCGGGAUGUGCGAGCGCGGCGAACUGCGCGGCCGUGGCGCUGUCCAACAGGCGCGGGCUGCAGGCGACCAAGUAUCAAGAGUGCUGUGCAUACUAACAUGUACUAACCAUGCGAAGCCGCCGAGGAUACCAGCGCGUUGGGCGGCAGGAAGGAGGAGAUGCAGCGGACCACGACCGGAGUCCACGCGCGCGAGGGGUCGGUGACGAGCAGGGGAGGGUCCUCCCCUGGUGACGAGGGUUCGGUACGCGAGGGGUCGGUGACAUCGACCGUCGAUGUGUACUGAGUGUGGCGGCGGCGUCACCUGGGUGCCACACUGUGCCACUCGGGGAAGUCCCUAGGGACUGCGUGAGUCCAAGCCCCUUGAUCACUAAAAUGGCAUCAUGUGACAUAUAUAAUGGUCCCUGAAUGGUCCCGGGGCAUAAAUUAGAGCGAGAGCCGAAGUCGAAAUGCUAAAUGUCGCGGUCGCCAGGACCGAACAGAAUUCGCCCGACGCUGUCAGGAUUUACUCUAUGGAUGAAUCUAAGUUGGCGGCACUUGGGCUAGGCCCCAAACACCGCCUAUGCGAGAUAUGGGCUUCGGUCAAUUUCGCGACUUGAGCCCCGACCAACGUGUUUUAGUCCUCUGUCGAGCGCUAUUGGCCAUUGAUGCUGUAUAAUAUGUACCUACA